UACUGUUCACGGAUCAAACCGAAACUUCCCUUCAUUGAGUACCGACGCUAACGAAAAGUGGAUUGCCUGGUUCAGUAUUUUGGAAUACCUCAGACGCACAUCAAAUACAAAAAAGUAAUGACUUUGAAUAAAGGUGACAAAUUGCGGAACAUGGACAAAAGGAGAGGGAGCAUGCCGUUUCCCAUGCACCUGCAGAACCUGCACAGAAGAAGCAUGCCGGUGGAUGACCGCGAGAUGCGCAAGGCGCAAACUGGAGAGCUGUCCAACCUCAUGCGCUGCACGUCCUACACCCCCGGGGAGCCUUACCGAGACAGCUGUGUAUCGGACUCGUCCGAUUCCGUUAUCUCCUCCGGCAGCGACUCCGGGGGACAGGUGUACAAGGUGGUUCUCCUCGGUGAGCAGGGUGUCGGCAAGUCUAGCCUGGCACGUAUUUUCGGUGGAGUCGAGGAUGGUCACGACUGCGACGAGACAGGAAACACAUAUGACAGAUCGUUCGAGGUGGACGAGGAGGAGGCGUCCAUCUUGUUGUACGACAUUUGGGAACAGGAUAACAGUCAGUGGCUGAAGGAACAGUGCAUGAGGAUAGGUGACGCCUACAUUAUCGUCUACUCAGUGACAGACAAGUCCAGCUUUGAGAAGGCGUCAGAGCUACGCAUCCAGCUACGCAGAGCUCGCCAGACUGAGAACAUUCCCAUCAUCCUUGUUGGAAAUAAGAGCGAUCUGGUGCGGUCCAGAGAAGUCUCUGUGGAUGAGGGCAGCGCCUGCGCUGUGGUGUUUGACUGCAAGUUCAUCGAGACCUCAGCCAAUCUCCACCACAAUGUCAGGGACCUGUUCGAGGGCAUCGUCCGGCAGAUCCGCCUUCGCAAAGACAGCAAGGAGGAGAACGCUCGCCGUAUGGCCAACUGCAAACGACGCGAGAGCAUCGGCAAGAAGGCCAAGCGUUUCCUGGGCCGUAUGGUGGCCCGGAAGAACAAGAAGAUGGCCUUCAGACAGAAGUCCAAGUCCUGCCAUGACCUUUCGGUCCUCUGAGAGUAUAGUAUCUGGACUGCUGUUUUCUCUUUGGCCUUCAAGACCAGACGCUGUGUGUUUUUAACACUAACCCCAAGGACUGAUAGAGCUGUACAGAAAUUAUAUAUUUUAUUAUAUUAAUUAAAUACAACAUACAUGUCCAUGAUAAUGAUCUGGCUUUUGAAGUUUCAUUAUUUAAUUUUUUUGUCUGCCUUAUGUAUAGCUGUUGAUACUUCUUGUGUAUGUAUAUUCAAUCCACAAAGGCUUGUUAUUUUCAACCAUGAGUUGUAAGAUUGCCUUGAUAAUGGGGGACAGUGUGUUUGGUUCUACUGCAUGUAGUGUUGGUCGUGUUGUAUAUAGCCCUCAUGAAAGAUUAGAUGAUGGUACACUGUCCUGAAAAGCAAUGGAACUGUAAGCCCUAUGAGUGAUUUCCCUGCAUUCUGUCACCUGGAGUCAUUUUUACUUGAAACUGGGUACGCAGGUUCGUACUUUGGCCAUGAUACUGAGGACAGGAACAAUGUGUAAUGGGGGUUAGGCCAGGUUUUGUAAAAAUAUAUGAUUCUAUUGUCCUAACCUUCAGUCCAGAUGUGAAUGAAGAAAGCAAUAAUAAGUUAUAUUUGUCAUGUGAAUUUAACGUUUUGUUUUAAAUAUAGUUGAUUUGCACUUCAUUUUAAUAUUCAAUAAUUUUGUUAUGUUUACAUUUGAUUUUUUUUAAUAAAAAAAAGAAAUACAAAUA
Coregonus clupeaformis (lake whitefish) is the source of this 1744-nucleotide messenger RNA. Its product is annotated as GTP-binding protein RAD-like. Bases 118 to 1029 code for a protein of 303 amino acids. Gene Ontology annotation, molecular function: GTPase activity; calcium channel regulator activity; GTP binding. Gene Ontology annotation, cellular component: plasma membrane. Gene Ontology annotation, biological process: negative regulation of high voltage-gated calcium channel activity. NCBI's taxonomy places the organism in Eukaryota, Metazoa, Chordata, Actinopteri, Salmoniformes, Salmonidae. The transcript is spliced from 5 exons. The record is from RefSeq and is a predicted model, not a curated record.